This is a messenger RNA of Loa loa (African eye worm), 1708 nucleotides long. RefSeq lists its product as hypothetical. Gene Ontology annotation, molecular function: dolichyl pyrophosphate Glc1Man9GlcNAc2 alpha-1,3-glucosyltransferase activity. The coding region runs from base 38 to 1654 and encodes 538 amino acids. Gene Ontology annotation, biological process: protein N-linked glycosylation. The transcript is spliced from 10 exons. Gene Ontology annotation, cellular component: endoplasmic reticulum membrane. Lineage: Eukaryota; Metazoa; Nematoda; Chromadorea; Rhabditida; Onchocercidae. The record is from RefSeq and is a predicted model, not a curated record.
UUCAGAUUUCUUCCUAAAUGAUCUGCCAUGCAAUAGAAUGACUACCCAUUCAUCAGCAACAAAGGAUCAAAGAGAAGAUUCAAAAUUAUUGGAUUAUUUGAAGAAAUUCAGAAAAGAAUGGUUCCAAUAUUGUUGUGCAGCAGUAUUUACCAUAAAAUUUCUCUUAGUACCAUGCUAUCAUAGCACCGAUUUCGAGGUUCAUCGUAACUGGAUGGCUAUUACACAUACGCUUCCCAUUUGUUCGUGGUAUUACGAAAACACAUCGCAAUGGACGCUCGAUUAUCCCCCACUUUUCUCCUUUUUUGAAUAUUUUUUAAGUCAGGUGGCAUCAAAAAUCAUUCCUUCUGCAUUGGUGCUGCAAAAAGACGCAUACUUUUCCACUGAAUUACUGUAUUUCCAGAGAUUUUCGGUGAUUAUAACGGAUGUUUUUUAUGUCCUAUCAUGUGUUUUUUUAACAAAAAGUUUCUCUGGAUUCUACAUAACUUAUCGCGGUGUGGAGAAAAAUUCGUUCGCUGCCGACAUUUUUCUCAUAGCCAAUGUUUCAUUGGUGAUGAUCGAUAACAUACAUUUUCAAUAUAAUGGCUUUCUGACAUCACUUUUUUUGCUUUCUCUCGGUUGGGUUAUGAGAAAGUCUUUUCUCUAUGGUGCGUUGACCUACUGCAUGCUAUUAAAUAUGAAACAUAUUUAUCUAUACUAUGCACCUGCAUAUGCGGUGUACUAUGUUAUGAAUUAUUUGUUUUCCUCAGGAAAGGCUUUUAUAGCUAACGGUGCAAAAUUAGCUGCUAUUCUUAUGCUUCCAUUUGCACUAUCUUUUGCUCCGUUUAUUCAUUUAUGUGGUCCUGGUAUUUUGCAGCAGAUAUGGAAACAGUUGUUUCCAUUUGAGCGUGGUUUAACACACGCUUACUGGGCCCCGAAUUUAUGGGCACUUUACAAUUUUUCUGACUGGUAUUUUUAUCAAAUCCUGAAAUUGACUGGGCGAUUGCCGCCAAAUGUUCACUCGCCUGCUUAUGUUUCAGGCCUUGUACAAGAAUUCAAGCAUUCCAUCUUACCUUCUGUAUCACCAUUCGGAACAUUGCUAGUGACGUUAACAUUGCUCUUACCGUUAGUAUCUCUUAUCCGGACGCGGCACUCAAAGAAUUUUCCCCUUUUACUCACAUUAUCGGCAUUUGCUUUCUUCCUUGCUGGAUAUCAUGUGCACGAAAAAGCAAUCAUACUCAUCACUAUUCCAUAUACUAUUCUAGCUUCUUCAGACCAUCGAUUUCUGCCGUCUUUUAUUGUGCUUUCAGUUGUGGCCAAUGUUUCACUUUUUCCUCUUUUCUUUACACCUUUCGAGAAUAUUUUGAAGGUUUCUGUUACACUUUGCUAUCUGUUUUUAUCAGUAAGCAUUAUGCGGUUUUUGUGUCCAAAAAGAUCGCUUCGUUUUCUCCAGAAACUUUAUUUGUUUGGGCUCUUAAUUGUUCAGGUUUAUUGCUUAGUUUUGCAUCAGAUUAUAUUCGGCAUUAAUUUCGAAUUCAUUCCUUUAAUGCUUACUUCAUUGUCAACAGCUUUUGGACUUUGUUGGAUUUACUUUGAAUUGCUGUGGAUUAUUUCUUUUGAGAAUCCAAAAUAUACUGGAGCUGCAUGUAUCUGCGAAAAAAAGUUUAAGAGGAAAUAAUUUUAUUAUUGGCGUUAACUCUUACUCUGUUACUUUUUCCACGGUAUGUUAAGU